Molecule: messenger RNA, 978 nt
Organism: Ostertagia ostertagi
Lineage: Eukaryota; Metazoa; Nematoda; Chromadorea; Rhabditida; Trichostrongylidae
Source: the annotation of a GenBank genome assembly
AUGCCAGAAGAAAGUUUCUACUUCAAAGAUUUUCGCUUUCUUGUUGAUAUUCAACAAAACCCAGUUCCACUAGAUCUGAGAAUCGAUCUGUGCUCGACAUGGCAAGAACUCAAAGAGCAAUAUAAGCAAGCAAAGGAACUGGAUGUAUCCUGGCUUCGACAUCUGAUUACCACCACGUGUUCCGAUGCCCACCCGGGAGAGCUCGUCCUGCUCACCAAUGCCUUUCUCAGGACGGCCAUCACAACAAGAGAUAGCCUUCUACGACUCGCGCAACGCUUCGUGCUUCUUGACGGAAUUUAUCUCACGCUAUGCCAAGUUGGCAAGUUCACGCAACAAGCUCAAGAGAAAUGGGAGAGGGAAAAGGCGGAGAAAAGGAUCGAUACGAGUAGCGUUAUAGUGAAAACCGACAAAACCGUACUAAGAAUCGAGAGCAUUAUCGCUGAAAUCGAGUUCGAGAUAAGCGAAGCGAAGAAGUCUCUUCACGAGGGUAAAUGUCAUCUCCAAAAACCAUCUGCAAGUGACGUGUGUGAAAGAUCCUGUGUGAAACCCGAAGAAGAAGAAGAAGUGAAAGAUUUCGAAAUGGUGGAAGUGGAAGAUGAUCCUGGAGAUCACAAUAUGGAGAUCGAGGCGCAAGAUGGACCAGAUCGCUUCACAGAAGAGCAACCAGAGAAGCGACAAGAAAGCUCAAUCGCUCAAGAACUUUCCGAUGAAGACUAUUUAUUUCAGCUAAUUCGUGAAAACUCUGGAGAAGAAGAAGAGCAGGAGAUCAAUACUCAAAAAUGUGAAAACUCUGGAGAAAACGAAGAGCAGGAGAUCAAUAGUCAAGAAAGCUCACACGACGACUAUCAACAAAAGCGCUCAAUUCAAGAUAUCGGUAAAGACCUCGACGAUUUGGAGCGUGGUCUACGUCUACUCCCCACACGACGAAUCACAGAAAAGCUUCACCAGAUUAUGUUGUCCUGCUCGAUAGCCGCAUAA